CUUGCGACUCGUAGACCUUCAUCUUCUGCCACACAUUCAAGCUUCUUUUCUCAUUACUCCUUAGUCCCCGAGUCUCGAGUGCAAAGAAAGGGGUUCUUCGUACAAAGAGUACCUCAUUAAUCCGUCAACGUAGCUCGCCACAACGCGUCAUAGUCAGCCAUAUCAGAUACACCAUGGCAGUAGUCCCGAUACUGUCGUCCGCUGAGGCCACAGCACCAGCACCAGAAGUUGCAUCGACCGCCGACUGGAUCACGCAGCAGAUGGAAAAUGUCUCGAUAACGCCUACAACGGCCCCACGACCGGUGACUGGCACGACUGUCCGCAUAUCCGUUCCUCUCGACGCCACCACUCGCUCUGCUGUGUCCACGUCUGCCGUCUACACCGAGCGUAAAAUUCUACGUCGUGACAGUAUCGAGCGCCGCGAGGCUCUGCUCAAGGGCAAAGAAGGCUCGCGGCAGCGUCGACGAUGGGAGAAUGCUCGCCUACUAUCGAACCCCUGGGCUGAACCACCCCUGCCUUCUGAUUUCGAGGUCCGUCCGACUUACCCGCGACGCACUGUCCCAUACUACCUUGCGCCAUUGUGGGAUGCUGCCGAGUUCCAGCGCGCCGUCGAGGCCAAGCUCAAGGGCCGGAAAAAUAGCACAAGAUCGCGAGGAAAGAGAAGCACGGGCAUGAGUCCCAUGGAAGAAGCGGCUAUCAGCAUCCCCAAGGAAGUCAGAGCGAGACUGAAGCGUGCAAAAGCCGCCAAGGGCCUGCUUCAGGACUUGGAAGAGACUGUGCGGGCUUUCGUGCAGAAAUGGAAUGAAAGAGAGGCCAGGCUUAGGGAGGACGGACUUCACGAUGUACCUUUAUUAAGCGAUAGUGAAGAGGAUGAGGAGAUUGUCUUCAUUGGCAGGAAUGGUGCCAUGCUCGACUCUCCGGGUAAGAAGCCGAGACAGAAAAAUGAAGAGCCGGACGAGACGAUCAGCUCCGAGAAAAUGGUAUUCGAGGGCCUGGACAAUGACAAGGGAGCUGCCUUCGCGCGUUGGCUCGUACACUGCGUCGGAAACUAUUAUGGCUUGAGAACCUGGAGUGUAACGCGUGACGUCGGAGGAGAGGAAAAACGGAGAGAGGCAUAUGUCGGCGUCGAUCAUAGAGCCAGAGGAUUCUUGGGCCGAGGAGUUGAGCUUGGUCGAGAGAUCGAAUUACCCCGGCCGCUAUGGGGCAUGGUGUAAGACAGGAAGGAGUGCAUGCAGUUCUUGAUCGCCGUUUGUCCUGGGCUAGGGCUUUGAUUCGACCGACAAUGGUGAAAGUGUUAGGUUUCUAAUCACAAACAAUAUUGUGCAACUGCAAGUCGGCUUCUCAGACACUCGCGGAUAUGCUUCGGUGGCCCACGCUUGAGGAAAUCCAGCGCGGAGUUCAUUGACUUCAGCCUAUAUGGCCAUGCCCAGAACCUGCAAUGAUGUAGGCUGAAUCGGACUUUCUUUCAUAGAGGACGCCAAUAGGCUUCAAUGCAC
This is a messenger RNA of Exophiala xenobiotica, 1496 nucleotides long. RefSeq lists its product as uncharacterized. The coding region runs from base 174 to 1214 and encodes 346 amino acids. NCBI's taxonomy places the organism in Eukaryota, Fungi, Ascomycota, Eurotiomycetes, Chaetothyriales, Herpotrichiellaceae. The record is from RefSeq and is a predicted model, not a curated record. Gene Ontology annotation, molecular function: nucleic acid binding. The transcript has 2 exons.